Kuraishia capsulata CBS 1993 is the source of this 4263-nucleotide messenger RNA. RefSeq lists its product as uncharacterized. The record is from RefSeq and is a predicted model, not a curated record. Gene Ontology annotation, molecular function: P-type ion transporter activity; ATPase-coupled monoatomic cation transmembrane transporter activity; ATP binding. Gene Ontology annotation, cellular component: membrane. Gene Ontology annotation, biological process: intracellular calcium ion homeostasis. Bases 1 to 4263 code for a protein of 1420 amino acids. The transcript has a single exon. Lineage: Eukaryota; Fungi; Ascomycota; Pichiomycetes; Pichiales; Pichiaceae.
AUGGCAUCCUACUCUUCAAGACAACCCUACAAUCCGAGGAGGUCCUCUUCCAGGCACAGAGAGUCGAUCUCGUCCUAUGGAAGCUCCCGACCGGACAAUGCCUCCAAUAUGCUGGACGACAACGAUCACGAGAUGUACUCUGGAGCUGCCUCGGAAGUGAUUCCGUCCUCGAUUUCUUCGUUCCACCAUCACCAUCACCAGGGUAACUACAGGUCGCCGAGAUUGUCGUAUUCUACGGCAAAUCAGCUAGACAGUGGCCUGGAACUUACAGAAAGUGGGAGAGGAAGGAAUGUCAACAUUGACGCCGAUUAUGAGGAAACCCCGUCCCGAUCAAGCUCGGUUGAGACAGACCGACUGAACUUCCGUUAUUUUACCACCGAAGAAAUUGAAAAUGCUCAGGGAGUGUCCACAAUGGAAAAUGCUGAAAAUUCUGAGGCUCCAAUUGAUUAUGACACAAACUGGAACUCGUACCAAGACGACUACACGGACUACUAUGGAAGAAGAGGCUCCUUGGUAGAUAAAGCCACAAGGAGCACCCAAGGCUCGCCUAAUGCUGAUUAUGGGUCAAUGGAUGCCGCCUCAUCAACCCAUUUGCUAUACGAUACCGAUUAUCAUUCUGAUGUACAAUCCUCGCUGAGUGGAAGGGAAUAUCAGCCUGGCACCCUCAAGACUGAAGUCAAGCACCAUGACGAAGUGUUUCCCAGCCAUCCCGCACUUUUGCACUACCAGAGGUUCUAUAUCGCCGAGGAGGAUCUCGUUGUUGGAAUUGCAGGUUACAGUACGUCUCGAAAGAAGCUUUUUGCAUACUAUAUGGUAUGCAUUCUGACUGCAGGUCUGGGGUACCUGCUUCUCAGAUGGUUGCCCCGGUAUAGAGUCAAAAUGAUGGGAAAUCCUUCACCUUUGGGAAAAUCUGAUUGGUGCAUUGUGGAGACCGAGUUUGGCGAGUUGGAGAUAAUAGACAUCAACAGACAAUGGUAUAAUCAGCCAUUAUCCACCUAUCUCUCCAAGAACUUCAAGGACCACGAUCCAGAGGGCAAGCCCACCGAGGAGGCUGUUUUAGAGCCUUUCGAGGAUCCGGAAAUUGAUUCUGAUCCUCUUAUUCCGGUCCUGAUCUCUUUUGAGUACCGAUACAUGAAAUUGUACUAUUCCCCGGUGGAGGACAUGUUCAAGGUAAGCAGCAACUGGAUCGAUGAACGCUGGUGUGAUCUGGAAUCCUCUAAAGGCGGUCUUUCAGAAGACUUUUACAAGCUCAGAAGAACGAUAUUUGGCGAGAACGUGAUCAACAUUCGCGACAAAUCGAACAGUCAAUUGCUUCUGGACGAGGUGUUGCAUCCGUUCUAUGUGUUCCAGGUAUUCUCCAUAGUGCUAUGGCUACUGGAUGAUUAUUACUAUUAUGCCUUUUGCAUUUUCAUGAUCUCCAUCGUCUCUAUCGUCCAGACCUUGAUAGAAACCAGACAAACUAUGAAAAGACUCAAGGACAUCUCCAGGUUCACGUGCUCUGUCAGAGUGUGCAGAAACGAGUUCUGGAAAGAGGUCAGUUCCGAGGAUUUGGUGCCUGGUGAUAUCUUUGAGGUUUCAGAUCCUUCCAUCAGUCUAUUGCCCUGCGAUUCCAUUCUUCUUUCGGGAGAUUGUAUAGUGAAUGAGUCCAUGCUCACAGGUGAGUCUGUGCCUGUGUCCAAGGUGGCUCUCACGCAGAACGUUGCCAGUGAUUUGGAGUUCGAAUUUAGCAGACCAAAGUUCUCACAGACACUCGCAAAGUCGUUUCUUUACAGUGGUACCAAGGUUAUACGUUCGCGCAAGGCGAGUGCCGAUGAGGCCUCAAUUGCACUGGUAGUCAAGACCGGCUUCAACACCACCAAAGGUGCUUUGGUAAGGUCGAUGCUGUUCCCCAAACCUACAGGAUUCAAGUUCUACGAGGACUCGUUUAGAUACAUUGGAGUCAUGACCAUAAUUGCCGCAAUUGGGUUCAUCUUCUCCACUAUCAAUUUCAUUAAGCUCGGUCUGGGUCCUAAAAUCAUCAUUCUUCGGGCUCUGGAUCUGAUCACGAUCGUUGUUCCUCCUGCUCUGCCUGCCACUCUCACCAUUGGCACAAGUUUCGCACUGUCAAGACUCAGACAGAAACAGAUAUUCUGUAUAUCGCCUACCCGCGUGAAUGUGGGUGGUAAGCUUGACGUGAUGUGCUUCGAUAAGACCGGUACCUUGACCGAAGAUGGUUUGGAUGUUCUUGGAAUUCACAUGCCUGUUCCCCUUCCUGAUCGCAAGUCUUCCGUAUUCUGUCCAAUUAUAUCGAGCAAUCUGGAGCUGCUGAAGACAGCGUCCUUUGAAUUGCUGGGUGAGUCCUUGGAGGCCCUUUCUCACGAGAAGGCUGCUGGAAACAGAGCCAUAAAUUUGUUUGCAUCCAUGCUGAAUUGUCAUUCUCUGAAGAGUGUGGAUGGAGAGCUCAUAGGCGAUCCUUUGGAUAACAAAAUGUUUGAAUUCACCAAUUGGAUCAUGACCGAGGACGAGCGUAAUGAGCAGCUAUUGGAAUUCUACAGCCAUUACGACGUGCCCGAUGGCUUGACACCAAGCCUAAUAUCGCCCGAGUCUUCACAUAAUGACCAUUUCAUUCUUAUCAAGGAGUUUGAGUUUGUUUCGCAUCUGCGAAGAAUGGCCGUCAUUACCCAGGCCGUUGGAUCGAGUAACGCUCUCAUGGCUUACGUCAAGGGUGCUCCAGAGGUUAUCGAGAAAAUUUGCAAUCCAGAAACUCUUCCCGAAGAUUACGAGGAGCUUCUCCAUCAUUAUACCCAUAACGGUUUCAGAGUAAUUGCGUGUGCUGGAAAGACUCUGAAUGCCAGUCCUUCGAGAAACGACCUCAGAUUCGUCAAGGAUCUGAAGAGAGAGGACUGCGAGACCGAGCUGGAAUUUCUGGGGUUUAUCGUGUUUGAAAAUAAGCUGAAGCCCUCGACGAAAGCCUCACUCAAACAGUUGUCAGAUGCAAAUCUCAGAUGUAUAAUGUGCACUGGUGAUAACGUUCUCACGGCCAUCAGCGUUGCCAGAGAAUGCUGCUUGGUGGACCCCGAAAGUGCGGUGUAUCUUCCUGUGUUUGUUGAUGGACCGAAUGACGAGGGAUCUCCGUUUGUGUGGGAAGAAGUGGAUAAUCCAGACCUGCAAUUGGAUCCAGUCACAUUGGAACCACUAUCACCAGAUCAGUCCUCACACUUCUGUCUGGCAGUCACGGGUGAUGUCUUCAAGUACAUAUUGACAGAACUGAAGGACCAGGAUAUGCUCAUUGAGAAAAUGCUUAUGAAGGGCAACAUCUUCACUAGAAUGUCUCCUGAUGAAAAACACGAAUUGGUGGAACAGCUGAAGAAACUGGACUAUACUGUCGGUUUCUGUGGCGAUGGUGCUAACGAUUGUGGUGCUUUGAAGGCCGCAGAUGUUGGGAUAUCGCUAAGUGAAGCUGAGGCUUCAGUUGCUGCUCCUUUUACCUCGCGUCUGUUCGAGAUCUCGUGCGUUCUGGAUGUUAUCAAAGAAGGCCGGGCAUCGUUGGUGACGAGUUUUUCGUGCUUCCAGUUCAUGUCGUUAUACUCUGCCAUUCAAUUUGUUUCGGUGUCGAUUCUCUACAAAAGGGGUACUAAUUUGGGGGAUUUCCAAUUCUUAUACAUUGAUAUGUUUCUGAUAUUACCCAUAGCUAUAUUCAUGUCUUGGUCCAAGCCUUUCCCAAUUCUGUGUCAGAAAAGACCCACUGCAAAUCUGAUUUCGCCAAAAAUCUUGAUACCCUUGAUGGGAGACAUUGCGAUUCUGCUUAUCUUUCAGGUGAUAGUCUGGAACAUUUGUCAGGAUACCGACUGGUACUUGAAGCCAAUCCCUGGCAACGACGAUGCAGUCAAGUCCACAGACAACACCGCGCUCUUUGCUUUCGCAAACUUCCAGUACAUUUUGGCUGCAAUAGUACUUACCGUGGGUCCACCAUACAGAGAACCUGCGACCAAGAACGUUCCUUUCAUUGUGAAUAUUGUGUGUGCAUUCCUGAUUUCGGCUUUGCUUCUUCUCAUACCACAAGAAAGCAGCUUGGGAGAUCUGAUGGACUUGACAUACACCUCUUGGAGUUUCAAGCUGAUACUUGUAGCUAUGGCAGCAGUCAACUAUGCUGUUCUGCAAUUUGGCCACACAGUCUGGUUUGUUGCCUUAUCCAAGCUGUAUAAAAAGUUUUUUGGCAGAAAGACCAGCAAGAAAGCGUUCAAGAGGUUGAAGAUGGAACUUGAGCAUAGCGGUCAUGUAUAG